ACUGUACCUCAGCACGUCUGUGGCUGCGGGACAUCACUAGUUUCUUACACAGCAAUGGUGUGAACUUGGUCCACUCUUGAUCCAGUCUCUUCCACAGUGCAGUAACUUUGCUGGGAUUCUUAGCAAUAACUUUGUUGACAAGAAUUCCCAGAGAGUUUGGAUCAGGACUCAAGGCUGGCCAUUACUUCAUUCAUUAUUUCAGUGUUCUUAGCUUCAAGCAACUGUUUUAAUCAUUUAGCAGUGUGACAGAGAGGUCUGUUUUGCAUGAAGAUUGCGGGCUGAUUGGGAAAUGCUCACGGGGAAGGAACCACAUGUGGUUUAAAGAGAUUCCUGACUCCUGCCACAGAAAACAUCCUCCAAACCAUGACACUUUCAGCCUGGUAUAUGAUCCAUGAAACUGUAUGUUAUUUUAUUGUUUUGCAGAAAUCUUUACUUUAACCAAAAUAUGGAUUUCUCAGAAAAUGAGACGUAUGACUAUGAUGAGCAUGACAACAUCACCUACAACUAUGAUGAUUACACAUCCAUCUGUGAAAAAGAAGAUGUUCGCUCCUUUGCUAGCGUCUUUCUACCCGUUGUGUAUGGGUUAUCUCUAGUAGUGGGUCUAACAGGAAAUACUCUGGUAUUGGCUGUGUAUGUGUAUUCCAAACGCUUGAGGACACUGAUGGACAUGUUUGUGGUGCAUCUGGCUGUGGCUGACCUCCUACUCCUUUUGACCCUACCUUUCUGGGCUGCUGCUGCCGUUCAGGGCUGGGAGCUAGGAGAGGUUCUCUGCAAGAUUGUCACGGCCUUAUACACCAUCAACUUCACAUGCAGCAUGUUACUCCUGGCCUGCAUCAGUCUGGACCGCUACCUUUCAAUAUUCUCAGGACACAAGGAUCGUUUCCUGGGCCGGAUAUUUAAGAGGAACUACUCCACCAAGCUCUGCCUGGUAGUGUGGACAAUUAGUUUCUUUCUAGGAAUCCCUGAUUUGGUGCUCUCGACUGUUAAAGAGCUUCCUGAUAGAAGGGUCUGCAUGGUCAUGUAUCCGUCAAGCAUGGCUAUUCAAGCAAGAGUGGGCAUGGAGGUAAUAGAAAUGCUGCUGAGUUUCUUGGUGCCAUUGCUGAUGAUGAUUUAUUGCUAUUCCCAUGUGGUAAAGAAGCUAUUGGAGCUUCCACCAGAGAACAGGGGGAAGAGGUGGACAACAAUUCGUGUCUUAUUGGCAGUGGUUGGCGUAUUCAUGCUUACACAGUUUCCCUACAAUGUUGUGAAAUUCUGCCGAGUCCUGGAUGUGAUUCACACACUAAUAAGCCACUGUGGGACUAGUAAAGCAAUGGACCAGGCAGCUCAGAUUACUGAAGGUCUGGCAUUGAUCCAUUGCUGCCUGAACCCUCUGCUUUACGUCUUUAUUGGCUCGUCUUUUAGAUCACAUGUCCUAAGAAUUGCCAAAGCCUUUGGCCAGAGGAGGAGAGCGGCACAAAGGAGAGAAGAUUGUGGUGUGGAGACUUCCUUAAAUUCACAUUCACAAUCUCAGAAGACAAGCACCUUUUCCAUAUGAGAAUAUUUAAGAUUUAAGCAAUUUAUAGAAGAUGAAAUAUGUAUUUCUGUGUAUCUUGUCUACAUUCUGUAUUUAACAUAUUUAGAUAUUAUCAUAUUAUCAAAGUCUCCAGUUAGAGUUUUAAUCCUGCAGCAUGAAAAGGACUAGAAAAACAAGCCGGUUGAACUGGAAGGACCUUUUUAUUCGUUUUAACGGUAAACAAAACCCAAACCCCAACUGACAGAAAUGUGUUAGGACAAUAUGUGCAGAAUCGAUUUAAUACCUUUUUAUUCUUUAAGUAAAUUACUCAAAAGUGAAGAUGAACAAAGUAACAAUUAAAAAGGAACUGAACAAGACCGGUCCAGCCAAGACUAUGAGGGCACAAAACACUGUAUCAACAAAACAUAAGCUCUUCUUUAACAAUAGCUAUAACUUCUUCUGACUACAUGUGGCUAUGUAUCCUUGCAAUUCAUACACUGAGUUAUAAUAAGUACAGGGCUUGUUGAAGGAAAA
This is a messenger RNA of Tachysurus vachellii, 2026 nucleotides long. It is a transcript of the gene ackr4a, whose product is annotated as atypical chemokine receptor 4a. NCBI's taxonomy places the organism in Eukaryota, Metazoa, Chordata, Actinopteri, Siluriformes, Bagridae. Gene Ontology annotation, biological process: immune response; chemotaxis; G protein-coupled receptor signaling pathway. The coding region runs from base 392 to 1534 and encodes 380 amino acids. The record is from RefSeq and is a predicted model, not a curated record. The transcript has 2 exons. Gene Ontology annotation, molecular function: chemokine receptor activity; chemokine binding; scavenger receptor activity. Gene Ontology annotation, cellular component: membrane.